GCGUGUGAAUGUAAUAAAUUAUUCAUUCCACUUUCAUUUCAUGUUUCAUGUUUUCAUAACACACAUCAUUUCUCGAAUUCUCUACUGUACGUCAAAAGAAAUCCACCUUGACGAGUGUUCAGAGAGAGAGGGAGAAAGAGAGAGAGAGAGAGAGAGGGCGAAAGAGAGAGCACCCUUUGGAGCUCCACACUGGGACAAGACUCACACAGUGGAGCAGAUGGACGAGACACAGCAACAGGAAGUGAGGUCACCUGACAUUUUUUACAUAAAAUGGAACAGCGAGAUAAGCUACUACACGGAUGUCAUGAACGAGCAUUCAGGAGAUCUUAGUAGCGCGUGGAUGCCCUUUGUUUUCAGUUCAUGUUCGAGUGACUCGGCUGCCGGUCAGAGGACCGUCUCAGAGGACAAGGACUUCCAGGAUGCGCCACACAAGCAGCAGAUGAAACCAGAUGACAAUUGCUUGUUGGCAGAGCUGGUUCGUAUCGAGCAGGACCUCAGGGAGAAGGCGCGAAUCGAGGAGGAGAGGCGACGGGAAGAAGAGCGCGUACGGCAGAAAGAAAACCGCAAGCGCUGGAGAAGCCUGUGCUUCCUCGUCCUCAACCAGCGCACUGCGAAGCCGUGGGUGACGAGCUACUAUACAAACAUACCUAUGCACAUCUACUGCUUGCCGAUUGAAUCAGCAAACCAGCAGCCGUGGAAAAGAAAGAAGAAGAAGAAGAAAGAAUGCAAUUAGGGAAGGGAUUUUGGGGCUGUGAUGUAUAAGGUUUUGGACUAUCACGAUCUUCCACAAGUUUUAAUCUAGCUUCUGGAACUGUAUAUAUUUUGGAGAUAUUGAUGUUGAUGCGCUUCUGUAUUACUUAAAGGUUUUUAUAGGAUUGGCUUCUACAUCAAAAGAACAUACGAGGAACGUCAUACUCGGGAUCGUGCUUCUCACGGUGCCACCACAAAGGCAAUCAGGGUUUCACUGGGAAUGUGGAUUUGGUUUUUAUGUAUAAUAAUUAAAAAGUUCUUUAUUAUUUCUUCUAGUUUUCCUAUACUUUUUACACGGCCCCUAAAUAAACUCUUUAGCCGAAUGUGUCAUGUAUUUUUUCAAAUCGUUUUUUUAUUGCCUUUGGGUUUUCCCUCUGGUCACCUUUAUGAGAGAGCUGAUAUUAAAGGAUAUGAAGUGCUAAGGGUGCAUGUCAUUCUGAUGGAAUUCCUCCACAGCCAUAGGUUUAUCCUAUAGAUUUUAGUUGAGGCAAUAAUGAUGGUAAGAUUCAGAUAACUUGUUAUUUAUAUAGAAUUACAUAUCACGACACUCCUGAGAGUCCCAUAGAAUACAGAUUAACAUGGCAGAGGUAAAGCUGCAUCUUCCUAAAAAAGGUUCAGAAAAAGAUGGUUUUAUUCCAUCGUGUUUUUUUCUUUUUAUUGUACUACAAAGACCUGUUUGUGAAAGGGCCAAGCGUUAGAAGUCAAAAGGCCCGUAAUUAAAAAGUGAUGAUUUGCCCUGUGUCUGAACUGAAGAAAUAAAAGCAAACUGUCUGCGCCAUAUUGAAUUGCAUAGCAUCGUAUUUUUUCCAUCACAGACAGGAAUCCAGAGAGAAUGACUGAAGCAAGAAAAACAAUAAUCACAGUUCAACAUGUCUCCUUUCCCUGGAGCCACAGCUGCAUCGCCCCACGUACAUCAUCUCUAGCAGAAGCAACCUUAAAAGAUGACCCCGGGGUUUUCAGGUGUAUUUUUGGCGUGUGUUACGGUUUUCCUGGGGAUUUGAAAUGGUGUGCAAAAGUAUAAAAGGUUGAUGAAAAAGUUUACAACUGUUUUGAACUGUUUUGGCCGACCUUUCCUAAGAUGUCCGACUUCUCUUGAGAAAUCCGUCUGGUAAAUGAGCGAAAUCAGUUUCCUUUACUCAGUCGGUUGUUGUGGAAUGAAAAUUCAGCGAUUAAAUGUACACAAAUAUAUUAGAGUUUGUGCAGUUUGCUACAGAUGUGGGUUGUGAGCUCCGACUAGCGCGCUCUCUGACUGUUCAAUCAAAGUGAAAAUGCUGAUGUGAUUGGACGCCUUCUAGGGGGCCUUAAAGUGGACAAAUCGCAGUCUGAUUGGACAGCAUCAUGGAUUUGAAGCUAAGUGCCUACACUGUUUCUGCUGUUCUUAUGUGAUGUAAGAGCUGAUAUUUGAUUGGAUAGAACGUAAAAUUACUCUCGGUGGCACAGUGGAAAGAAACGCUACAAAAUGAAGAGAAAAGACAAUUGGGAAUAAUUGAAUACAUAUUCAUGGCCAAAAUUAUAUUGAAAGGUAAGUCAGUGAUUUAGAUUUUAGGCCAGUAGGGAAAGUCUUGCUGGCCCUGACGGCCCGUCAAUGUUAAAUGAAAAUAAGGUGUCACCCAGAUAAGAAUGGG
Messenger RNA from Silurus meridionalis, 2375 nucleotides. RefSeq lists its product as uncharacterized. NCBI's taxonomy places the organism in Eukaryota, Metazoa, Chordata, Actinopteri, Siluriformes, Siluridae. The transcript has 6 exons. The coding region runs from base 41 to 733 and encodes 230 amino acids. The record is from RefSeq and is a predicted model, not a curated record.